Messenger RNA from Glycine soja, 1792 nucleotides. RefSeq names its product probable galacturonosyltransferase-like 9. The record is from RefSeq and is a predicted model, not a curated record. Gene Ontology annotation, cellular component: Golgi apparatus. Gene Ontology annotation, molecular function: glycosyltransferase activity. Bases 315 to 1451 code for a protein of 378 amino acids. Lineage: Eukaryota; Viridiplantae; Streptophyta; Magnoliopsida; Fabales; Fabaceae. The transcript has a single exon.
AUAAUGAAUCUAGUAUAAGUCAGUCAUAGAUUUCUCUUUCUCAGAACUCCAACUCUCUCUCUUUCUCGCUCUGGAACUUCCCUCUCCUCCACCCUGGUUCCAGAGAAACCCAAAACCCAAAACCGAUUUAUCUUUGAACCGCACCAUCAAUACAAAAAUAGAAAGAAAGAAAGUUUUCAAAACGCAAAAAAUAGCCAAGAAACCAAAACAAGAAAAGAAAAUGCCAUUUUUUUCCUUCUAGCACCCAACAACAACAGCACCCCUUUUGUUUCCUUCCACCAAGAACCGAUUUUGCCACCGACCCAUUCCUCCAAAUGCUUCUCCUCCGUCAAAGCGCCGUCGUUUCCUCCCUCAUUCUCUGCUUCUUCUUCCCACCAUUGCUCUGCCUCGGAAUCCGCUCUUUCCCAACCACCGCAGACGACGGCGCGUUCUUCCACUACACCGAGGCGCCGGAGUAUCGAAACGGGGCGGGUUGCCCCGUUUCGUCAACCCGAAAUUUUCUUCCUUCAUGCGACCCUUCUCUGGUCCACAUCGCCAUGACCCUCGACUCUGGCUACCUCCGCGGCUCCAUCGCCGCAGUGCACUCCGUCCUCCGCCACUCCUCGUGCCCGGAAAACGUGUUCUUCCACUUCAUCGCCGCCGAGUUCGACCCGGCAAGCCCACGGGUCUUAACCCGACUCGUCCGCUCCAUUUUUCCUUCCCUGAACUUCAAAGUUUACAUCUUUAGAGAAGACACUGUAAUAAACCUAAUCUCUUCUUCAAUCCGACAAGCUCUAGAAAACCCCUUGAACUACGCGCGCAACUACCUCGGCGACAUGCUGGACACUUGCGUGUCCCGCGUGAUCUACCUCGAUUCCGACGUCGUCGUGGUCGACGACGUCGGCAAGCUCUGGCGAGCAGCGAUCACGCACGGACGCGUGAUCGCCGCGCCAGAGUACUGUCACGCGAACUUCACGAAGUACUUCACCGACGAGUUCUGGAACGACCCUUUACUCUCGCGCGUGUUCAAUACGCGCGAGCCUUGUUAUUUCAACACUGGGGUGAUGGUGAUGGAUUUGGCGAAGUGGAGAGAAGGGAACUAUAAGAGAAAGAUUGAGAAUUGGAUGGAGCUGCAGAGGAAGAAGAGGAUUUAUGAAUUGGGUUCUUUGCCACCGUUUUUGCUUGUGUUUGGUGGGAAUGUUGAAGCGAUUGAUCAUAGGUGGAACCAGCAUGGGCUUGGUGGGGAUAAUGUGAAUGGGGUGUGUAGGUCUUUGCAUCCUGGUCCUGUGAGUUUGCUUCAUUGGAGUGGAAAAGGGAAACCUUGGGUUAGGCUUGAUGAGAAGAAACCUUGUCCCUUGGAUCGUCUUUGGGAGCCUUAUGAUUUGUAUAAACAAGUGAAGGAUAGUGUUAGAGAUCAGAAUUGGGGGUUCUCUUCUUCUAUUUUGGUUGGUUAUGCUCAUGACUUGUUAUGAUGAUGAUGAUGAUGGUGGUGGUGGUGGUGAUUCUUUGGUACAUUUGUUGUUCGGAGAUUAUUUGCUAGCAGUGUACAGUACAAAUUGGGUAGAAGAGAGAUAUAAUUGGGGUUCUUCAUUAUUCUUUCUGUAGAUUGUUUUUUUUGUUAAGGUGUCUAAAUUCUUGUGAUUUACAGAAUAUGAAAUUAGGAUUCUUUUUUUCUCUGCUGCUGGGGGGUUCCAUCUCUUGGAACGAUUUUGGUGGGUUGGGUUGAGUUUCUUUUGUAUGGGACCAUUGGUUGUAAUGUGGCAACAAACAAAGUGCAGAAUAACAGACAGUUGUUCAAUUGUUUUUAUUUGGA